GCACUUCCCGCUCGCCGGCCUCAGAGGCGGCGGGUCCGGCGCGGGCGCAGCGGUGCGGGCGCUCGGCUGGGGCGCGGGGCGGGGACGCGGCCGCUGCCCGCUUUGCGCCGCUCCUCCCUGCGCGAGUGGCGCUGGCCCCGGCGUCGAGGCGGCCAUGGCGACCCGGAGCCCGCUCCCCACCCACCCCGCCUGCUCCGCCCUCCCCUCCGCCCCGCGCCACCUUUGAUGGCUCGGACCUCAGCCGGCCACCGCCAGCCCUGCUCGCGCGCCCGCGCCGCCGCCGCCCGCGGGUAUUAAUAGCCGGCGCCGCCGCGCCCUCGGCCGCCGGGGGCUUGGGAGCCGCCGAUCCCGGAGCCCGAGCCGGGAGAGGGAGCCGCCGCAGCCGCCGGCGCUGUGGAGAUAUUCUCUAAGCCGCUUUCAUCAUGGGAGAAAUAGAGCAGAGGCCGACCCCAGGAUCGCGACUGGGGGCCCCGGAAAAUUCGGGGAUCAGUACCUUGGAACGUGGACAGAAGCCGCCCCCAACACCUUCAGGAAAACUCGUGUCCAUCAAAAUCCAGAUGCUGGAUGACACCCAGGAGGCAUUUGAAGUUCCACAAAGAGCUCCUGGGAAGGUGCUGCUGGAUGCAGUUUGCAACCACCUCAACCUCGUGGAAGGUGACUAUUUUGGCCUCGAGUUUCCUGAUCACAAAAAGAUCACGGUGUGGCUGGAUCUCCUAAAACCCAUUGUGAAACAGAUUAGAAGGCCAAAGCAUGUUGUUGUUAAGUUUGUGGUGAAAUUCUUUCCGCCUGACCACACACAACUCCAAGAAGAACUCACAAGGUACCUGUUCGCGCUGCAGGUGAAGCAGGACUUGGCUCAAGGCAGGUUGACGUGUAAUGACACCAGCGCAGCUCUCUUGAUUUCACACAUUGUGCAAUCUGAGAUUGGGGAUUUUGAUGAAGCCUUGGACAGAGAGCACUUAGCAAAAAAUAAAUACAUACCUCAGCAAGACGCACUAGAGGACAAAAUCGUGGAAUUUCACCAUAACCACAUUGGACAAACACCAGCAGAAUCAGAUUUCCAGCUCCUAGAGAUUGCCCGUCGGCUAGAGAUGUAUGGAAUCCGGUUGCACCCGGCCAAGGACAGGGAAGGCACGAAGAUCAAUCUGGCCGUUGCCAACACGGGAAUUCUAGUGUUUCAGGGUUUCACUAAGAUCAAUGCCUUCAACUGGGCCAAGGUGCGGAAGCUGAGCUUCAAGAGGAAGCGCUUUCUCAUCAAGCUCCGGCCAGAUGCCAAUAGUGCGUACCAGGAUACCUUGGAAUUCCUGAUGGCCAGUCGGGAUUUCUGCAAGUCCUUCUGGAAAAUCUGUGUUGAACAUCAUGCCUUCUUUAGACUUUUUGAAGAGCCCAAACCAAAGCCCAAGCCCGUCCUCUUUAGCCGGGGGUCAUCAUUUCGGUUCAGUGGUCGGACUCAGAAGCAGGUUCUCGACUAUGUUAAAGAAGGAGGACAUAAGAAGGUGCAGUUUGAAAGGAAGCACAGCAAGAUUCAUUCUAUCCGGAGCCUUGCUUCACAGCCUACAGAACUGAAUUCGGAAGUGCUGGAGCAGUCUCAGCAGAGCGCCAGCCUUACAUUUGGAGAAGGUGCCGAAUCUCCAGGGGGCCAGAGCUGCCGGCAAGGAAAGGAACCGAAGGUUUCCGCCGGGGAGCCGGGGUCGCACCCGAGCCCUGCGCCGAGGAGAAGCCCCGCGGGUAACAAGCAGGCGGACGGAGCCGCCUCGGCGCCCACGGAGGAAGAGGAGGAGGUCGUUAAGGAUAGGACCCAGCAGAGUAAACCUCAGCCCCCGCAGCCAAGCACAGGCUCCCUGACUGGCAGUCCUCACCUUUCCGAGCUGUCUGUGAACUCGCAGGGGGGAGUGGCCCCUGCCAACGUGACCUUGUCUCCCAACCUGAGCCCCGACACCAAGCAGGCCUCUCCCUUGAUCAGCCCGCUGCUGAAUGACCAGGCCUGCCCCCGGACGGACGAUGAGGAUGAGGGCCGGAGGAAGAGAUUCCCAACUGAUAAAGCGUACUUCAUAGCUAAGGAGGUGUCCAUCACCGAGCGAACAUAUCUGAAGGAUCUCGAAGUUAUCACUUCGUGGUUUCAGAGCACAGUGAGCAAAGAGGACGCCAUGCCGGAAGCACUGAAAAGUCUCAUAUUCCCGAAUUUUGAACCUUUGCACAAAUUUCAUACUAAUUUUCUCAAGGAAAUUGAGCAACGACUUGCCCUGUGGGAAGGCCGCUCAAAUGCCCAAAUCAGAGAUUACCAAAGAAUCGGCGAUGUCAUGCUGAAGAACAUUCAGGGCAUGAAGCACCUGGCGGCUCACCUGUGGAAGCACAGCGAGGCCCUGGAGGCCCUGGAGAAUGGGAUCAAGAGCUCCCGGCGGCUGGAGAACUUCUGCAGAGACUUUGAGCUGCAGAAGGUGUGUUACCUACCGCUCAACACCUUCCUCCUGCGGCCACUGCACCGGCUCAUGCACUACAAGCAGGUCCUGGAGCGGCUGUGCAAACACCACCCGCCGAGCCACGCCGACUUCAGGGACUGCCGAGCCGCUUUGGCAGAGAUCACGGAGAUGGUGGCACAGCUCCACGGUACAAUGAUCAAGAUGGAGAAUUUCCAGAAGCUGCACGAACUCAAGAAAGAUUUGAUUGGCAUUGACAAUCUUGUGGUUCCGGGAAGGCCUGGCUCCUUUUUCCUUAUUAGGACUCCACACUUAGGACAAGCCAGGCGCAUCCCAUGUGCUCCAGAGAGGAGGCCAUUGUUAUUAGUAAAGGAGUUCAUCCGUCUGGGCAGCCUCAGCAAGCUCUCGGGGAAGGGGCUCCAGCAGCGCAUGUUCUUCCUGUUCAACGACGUCCUGCUAUACACGAGCCGGGGGCUGACGGCCUCCAAUCAGUUUAAAGUCCACGGGCAGCUCCCGCUCUAUGGCAUGACGAUUGAGGACAGCGAAGACGAGUGGGGGGUGCCCCACUGCCUGACCCUCCGGGGCCAGCGGCAGUCCAUCAUCGUGGCCGCCAGUUCUCGGUCCGAGAUGGAGAAGUGGGUUGAGGACAUCCAGAUGGCCAUUGACCUGGCGGAGAAGAGCAGCAGCCCCGCCCCUGAGUUCCUGGCCAGCAGCCCCCCUGACAACAAGUCCCCUGAUGAAGCCACCGCGGCUGACCAGGAGUCAGAGGAUGACCUGAGCGCCUCGCGCACGUCGCUGGAGCGCCAGGCCCCGCACCGCGGCAACACAAUGGUGCACGUGUGCUGGCACCGCAACACCAGCGUCUCCAUGGUGGACUUCAGCAUCGCAGUGGAGAAUCAGUUGUCUGGAAACCUGCUGAGGAAAUUCAAAAACAGCAACGGGUGGCAGAAGCUGUGGGUGGUGUUCACAAACUUCUGCCUGUUCUUCUACAAGUCACACCAGGACAAUCAUCCCCUUGCCAGCCUGCCUCUGCUCGGCUACUCGCUCACCAUCCCCUCCGAGUCCGAGAACAUCCAGAAAGACUACGUGUUCAAGCUGCACUUCAAGUCCCACGUCUACUACUUCAGGGCGGAAAGCGAGUACACGUUCGAAAGGUGGAUGGAAGUGAUCCGCAGUGCCACCAGCUCUGCCUCGCGACCCCACGUGUUGAGCCACAAAGAGUCUCUCGUGUAUUGAUGGCCGGACACACUCGUUUCCACAGUGGCUGCUUUCCUGGAAGACGUUUCCUUUCUUCUGUAUUAAUGAAGCCUGGUAAAAUUAACACCUGUCUGAAAAUCAAAAACAUGGCUUCGCAGCAGCUCUCCUGUCUCCACAGCCGCGUUUCUUAACCCCGACCUCUCAGCGUCUGAAUGAACAGCGCUCCCACCUCCAGUCCUGGCAUCCGCUGGGGGCGCUGUUCUUUAGCUAGUGCCAGUAUUAAAACAUUGUCAUUACGAGAGUGCCAAAUGACACCUUCCCUCCACCCUGCCCCUGAAAAACAGUACACACACAUCCGUUCAACACAAGACAGGGCAAGUGUUUUUCUUCCUAAAAAAAAGUUCUUUUAUUAUUUUCACCUAUUGGCUGCUGCAUUUUACGAAGUGGAUUUCCCGGUGUUUGCAAUACACUCAGUGCAGCCUUAAGCAAAUGAGAUCAUUUUCAGAUUUCGUUUUUUUCAGUCUUUCUACUUUUGUAAUAAUAGGAAGUUAGUAGGACUCACUUCUCUGAUUAAUAAGCAAUUUGCAGCACACAGCGUUCCACUGCGGGGUUUCACGCUCACCUGAAAACACCUGUUCCCGACCUACUUCUUGGUGCAAGUUGACCAAAUCGUUUUAAGUGGUAACUCUUUCCAACCGCAGCAGGGUUGUUUUCUGUUAAGCAAAGCCGAGAUCCAGUGCAAUACCUGGACUGUCACCGUCCUGUGAGUGGUGUACACAAUGGGAAGAUAAUAAGCCGUGGUGUUUUGCUGUCUGUGUCACAAGCAUGAAAACCCGUGUGUCAUUGAUCAGCACCAUUUGUGGUAUGUUCCGUGAUGAGCGUUUAGUGAGCGUGCUGGCUGCAGAGCACUAUGAAAUCAUGGUACGUAGUCCCCAGCACCUGUCGUUAUUCCUAUAUCCUCCUGCAACUGUGGUUUGAAACUGCGCAUUCUCUAGUAGUAUAUAUCGUGCCUGUCUUCAAAAACAUUUACCUUUUUAUACUCAUUCCCCCCAGGCAUGGGGUAGUGUCAGUCGGACUGCACAGGGAACACGGUUUCCAGUGGCUUUGGCCCCUGCUCGGGAAACGUCUGCCUGUUCUCGAUGGUGAUGGGGUGGCUGCCAUUCCCUUGGUUUUCCUAAGCCCUUUCUAACAAGAGUCUCAAACAAGCGGAGGCGACGGCCAAUUCAACCCAAUUCUUUCCAGCGCCCCGCACCAUAGCACCUGCCCACCUGAGAACCAGGAACGCACCCUCUCUGUGGAGCUCUGACUGGUGUACCUGGAAACAGCAACUUGCAAACGGACGAAGAGCCUGACAUGUGUUAAUCAUUUGCCUUACAAGAUGUACCAGACAGUUUCCAGUACUAACAAAGGGAAUAAAAAUACCUCACGCCACAAUCCAGCAUAUUGAUGUUUUAAGGCAAAACAA
Molecule: messenger RNA, 5079 nt
Organism: Pan troglodytes (chimpanzee)
Lineage: Eukaryota; Metazoa; Chordata; Mammalia; Primates; Hominidae
Gene: FARP1
Product: FERM, ARH/RhoGEF and pleckstrin domain protein 1
Exons: 28
Coding region: 423-3653 (1076 amino acids)
Cellular component (GO): cytoskeleton
Molecular function (GO): cytoskeletal protein binding; guanyl-nucleotide exchange factor activity
Source: RefSeq, a predicted model, not a curated record